Messenger RNA from Mesorhabditis belari, 219 nucleotides. The record is from the annotation of a GenBank genome assembly. Lineage: Eukaryota; Metazoa; Nematoda; Chromadorea; Rhabditida; Rhabditidae.
AUGCGUCGGAAAAAGGCAAUAAAAUCGUGGCAACGUGGAAAUGGUCAGAUGGAAGUGAGGUUAUUUGCUAUGGUUGCUCCCAGCCCAUAUCGUAAAGUAAUCAUCGAUCUUCACAAGAAAGACUUGUCGACGAAGACCAUUGUGAAACAGCUCGGGAUUUCUCGAAGAACAGUCCAAGCGGCCGUUCGUCGAUUUAAAACGCUUGGAAGUUAUAGGGAU